Molecule: messenger RNA, 4193 nt
Organism: Choloepus didactylus (southern two-toed sloth)
Lineage: Eukaryota; Metazoa; Chordata; Mammalia; Pilosa; Megalonychidae
Gene: CLN6
Product: CLN6 transmembrane ER protein
Exons: 7
Coding region: 1-939 (312 amino acids)
Source: RefSeq, a predicted model, not a curated record
AUGGAGGCAGCCGCGCGGAGGCGCCAGCACCCGGGGGCGGCGGGCGGCCCCGGCACGCAGCCCGGCGCCUCCUUCCUGCAGGCCAGGCACAGCUCCGUCAAGGCUGAUGAGGCUGCCCGCGCGGCUCCCUUCCACCUCGACCUCUGGUUCUACUUCACCCUGCAGAACUGGGUGCUCGACUUUGGCCGCCCAAUUGCCAUGCUGGUGUUUCCCCUCGAAUGGUUUCCGCUCAACAAGCCCAGCGUGGGGGACUACUUCCACAUGGCCUACAACGUCAUCACGCCGUUUCUCCUGCUCAAGCUCAUCGAGCGGUCCCCCCGGACCCUGCCCCGCGCCGUGAUCUAUGUCAGCAUCAUCACCUUCAUCAUGGGCGCCAGCAUCCACCUGGUGGGGGACUCUGUGAACCACCGCCUGCUCUUCAGCGGCUACCAGCAUCACCUGUCCGUGCGCGAGAACCCCAUCAUUAAGAACCUCAAGCCGGAGACGCUGAUUGACUCCUUUGAGCUGCUCUACUAUUAUGACGAGUACCUGGGCCACUCCAUGUGGUACAUCCCCUUCUUCCUCAUCCUCUUCAUGUACUUCAGUGGCUGUUUCACUCCUGCCAAAGCCGAGAGCGCGAUGCCAGGAGCAGCCCUGCUCCUGGCGGGGCCCAGCGGCCUGUACUACUGGUACCUGGUCACCGAGGGCCAGAUCUUCAUCCUCUUCAUCUUCACCUUCUUCGCCAUGCUGGCUCUCGUCCUGCACCAGAAGCGCAAGCACCUCUUCCUGGACAGCAACGGCCUCUUCCUCUUCUACUCCUUUGCCCUCACCCUCCUGCUUGUGGCGCUCUGGGUUGCCUGGCUGUGGAAUGACCCCACACUCCGGAAGAAGUACCCAGGUGUCAUCUAUGUCCCCGAGCCCUGGGCCUUCUACACCCUCCACGUCAGCAGCCAGCACUGAUCAGCCACGGGUGCCCUCCCAACGGGAGAUGGGCCGUAGAGAGCAUCUGAGCACACUGGGGCUACAUGGGUGUGCACCCAGUGCCUGGGAGUGUGGGUGAGGGCAUGCAUUGUGCCAUGAACAGGGGUGUGUGUGCACACGGCUGUGUACAUGUGUACGGAGUGCGUCCUUCUAAGACUCGAUUGUUUUUGGUCAAGUUUCUAUUUGGUUUGGAUCUUUUCAGGGUCAGAUUUAGUUUUAGGCCAAGCUGCUGUUCCCUGCCUUCGUGUGCCUGACUGGAGGAGGGGCCAGAUGCCCUCUGGUGGCUGUGCAGGGAGGACUGGGCAUAUCACCCACCUCCUGCUUCAUCCCCCGGGCCCACUGCUGACCCCAGAGGCCAGGUCGCUGUAGGUUUCAUGAAUGUUCCAUGUAUUGUUGAGCAAAUCACACUUCCCUUCCUGGGUCUCAUUUGUACCAGACAGACCCAUGGCUCUAAGGUGGGUGAGGGGGCUGGAGCUGCUGAUUACUGGGGCAACCUUGAGACAAAGCGCUGCAUCCUUGAGGCCUACCUGCCUGUCACUGCCCUCACUCACCCUGGAAGGUGUGUGUGUGCCCCAGGUCCUUCCCCAGCCUCAGGCCCUACAGGAUAGCGAGCUCCUACUCCCAGCAUGCUCUGGGCCAGGGAUGCUAGCUCCCCAGCCGUCUCCCUCCCUCUGCCAGAAGCUCCUGUCUCCCUACUCCCGCUCUGGAAGAAUUGAAUUGGGGCAUCCCCUUGUGUGUCAGCCUGACCACAGGUUUUUGAGCUGCAGCUGAAGACAGAGUUCUCAAACACUUCCACUCCUCCCUCCACCCCAUUAGAGGGGUGGGAUGGACAUCUUAAGGCUCUCUCCAGCCUGAAUCUCUUGCCUUCUGCCAGCAGCCCAACUCCCAGAAAAGGGAGGCCUUUUUCCCAGCAGGAUGGGGAGGGAGAGAACCCCAGCCCCCUCCCCCAACUCAUCUCUUCCCAGGCAUUGGAUCCAGGUCUCCCCACACUGCUGAGGGCACCACAGCCUCUUUCCCUGACCUGCACUGGCCCAGGCCCUCUUGUGGGACUUGGCGACCUGCCUGGCCUUACCAGGCCCCUUCCUCCUCUCCUUGUAUUCUCAGGUGGUCUCAUGCCUCAGAUCCUUUUAUGUUGGUAUCCCCCUGCAGCGUCCCUUAGGGCUCUUGCAGCCCCUGGGUCAGCCCCCAUCAGCUGGCAUGAAUAAAGGCCCCUGCAGAGCCAAGCCUGGCUGGCAGCUGGUGCUUGCUUUUGGGUGUGGAUUUGGGAUGCAGGAGAGAAUUCCCUGGAGGGGAGAGAGACUGGCAGAUCUGGGGCUUGGGCUGGAGCUGGAGAGUCUCCAUAACCGCAGGCUGGGCAGAGUGGGCAGACCCCAUGGGCCCACCAGCCUCUGGUCUGGGCAAGAGCAGACACUUCCUCUGCCAGCUGGUCCUCUAUACCAUGGGCUCCCAGGAGGGUAACAGUGAGGGGACAAGAAGAGUCUCUCACUGCUCUCUUCAGAGAAGCCUGGGGGUUAACUGGGCUUGGGGAGGAGAAGGCAUCCCCAGACCUGCCCCUCGAGCCUCCCAGCCAUGCUGCCAGACCCAUUCCAGAUUCCCUAUGGGGGAAAGGCAGGGAGGCCGGGUUAUCAGGGGCUGGCUCUCAGCCUUGGGUCUCUUGAUCCCUUGGGGCCUUGGCUUUUGAUAAUUAGAGGUGCUCGGCCUCUCACACAGUCCUAGAGACUUAUUUGGGCUGUUGUUCUCAGACAUCACACAGGAAGGGCAGCGCCUGACGGAAGACAGCUCGCUCUGCCCUGGAAGAAGCCCACUUUGCCGGCAAACAUUUGAUUCCUUCCAUACCUAGAGGACACUGCACCCUUAAACCCCUGCUCCAGAACAGUCCUCCACAGACGGACUUAACGAGUAUUUUAUGAGCAGGGUCUGGCCAGUUGUGUAGGGUCUGAAGCAUGUGCAGUUGAGGGUGGGGAGGGGAAUUUCUUUGAUAAGAAAACAGUUUUUUUAAAAUGUAAAUAAAAUUUAGGCAUAAAAGUGAAUAUUUAAAAUGGAAAAUAAAUCAGCAAAUUUUUGGUGCCUUGGACAUCUAUAACCCCUCUUGACUGAGAGCUCUCUGCACAGUUUGCUGGAAAUGCUUCCCUAGAAAUACUUAUUGAUUGUAACCUGACUUCAUGCUACUUAGAAAACUUGAGGCCUCUGCUUGUCAAAAUGUAGUCCCUGCCCAUCAGGAUCAGGAUGGCCUGGGAACCGCAAGGAAAUACAAAUCGGUGAGCCCCACCCCAGACCUGCUGAAGGACAAAAGGGGUGGGGGUCUCCUGGUGAUUCUGACACACUCAGGUUGGAGAAGCACCGCUCUAGGGCCCGGCUACUCAGAGUGGGGUCCUGGACCUGCAACAUCGGCUUCACCCAGGAACUUGGGAGAAACACAGAACCUCGCUCUCCCCACCCCAGCCCUCCUGAGUCUGCAUUUCAACAGGAUCUGCCGUGAUUCCCCUGCAACGCCACUCCACAACCAGGACUUGAAGGGCCAGUGACGGGCCUGAAGAGAGAGCUUCCUGAACCCUCUUUUCUGGGGCUCCCAGGACCAGGAGAAGGAAGGCUGGACAGGCCUCCAGGGGCCCCCUCUGCGCCCUUCGUCCAGCAGUGAAGGGGCUCAGGCUCCUCUGAUUGUGGGGUGGGUGGAGGAGCCCUGUGGUGAAUCCAAGCUUGUUUCCUGGAACAAAGCAAGCACAGGGUGGUGGCGAGGGUGGAGGACAAGCAAGCACGUCUUGCAGAGUGCCUGUGUCUGCAUUCCUGCUCUGGGUGGGGAGAGGGGCAGAGAGGCUAUGACCCAAGACCCAGAGCUCUUCUCAUAGAACCACUGAGAAGUGUCAGGGCCCUGGCGGCCCUGCUGGAGGAUUCCUUAGACAGAGUGUGACAGGGGGAAGGAUGAGACGGAAAGAGGUGGGGAGCUCCCAGGGCCAGGUAUGCGGAGCAGGAGGGAAGGGGUAGUGCCCAGGGGCUAUGUCCACUCCCAGCCAAGGGGCCAGGGGUUAAGAAUAAAGAGGUAUUGGAGAUGUUUCUAUUUUGUGUUGAAGUGUCACAUGCACACGAUACAGUCAAGGGCACGAAUCCCAAGGGGACGGCUGGGUGGAUUUUGGAAUAGUGACCCCUCAUGUGGCCCCCACCCCGAUGCAGGGUUUUGCCCAUGUGUGACACACCCCUUGGAGACCAGGAAGAAUAUGAGGAGGGAGUGUGCAAGG